CAUCCGUGUACACUCAAGUAACGAAAUAUUUAAAUUCAGCUCAAAAUGAGUCAAGUGGGCAUACAAUAUUGACAAUAAAAAAGCAGUCUUGUUUAAAAGCUGUCGUAUGCUCUAAGUCGAGUUAAAAUGCAAGAGAAAGACGGAACGUCGAAGCGAAAGCAACGUCGAAGACAGACAGAAUUGAUGUCCUUUGAGAUGUAAAGUCCGGAAGAAAAUUCAGCAGUUCUCAACGAGUGACAGUGUGCUUUAAAACCUGGUUCAUCUCGUGACGUUUUCACAGAAUAAACCUGACAAGUAGGAGCUUGUAUUACGUGUAAUUAUAACAGUAAACUUUAUAUAUACAGUAGUUCGAGCGAACAAAUAGAAAAUUGAAGUUACACUGCUCUGGUCUUGGCAAACUGAAGGAAGCCGUUUACGGUUUAGGAAAUCAGCGUACAUAUCUUAAAGCUAUAAUUAUAAAAUUCCGUACGAAAAUAAAAGAUACAGCGCUUGGGAGAAAACUUUAUAUAAAGCUAUAAAAGUAGACUUCGUUAUAGACUGCUUAAACAUUGCUUGGCAGUAUAUAAGGCCAUCAAAGCCGGCUAAAAUAUGGCAGAUUUCAAUGAAAACGAACUUCGUUCUGGCGCCCAUUCCCCGAACUUUUUGAAACAACGCAGAAUAGCCUACGUCGACAACCCGUUCGAUGAACAAGCGUCUCAAAGUAUGGUCGAAAAAUGCGACUUAAAGUACAUGAACUAUCCCCGCAACCAAAAUGGCGGGAAGGCAAAGAUGCCUGGUCAGAAUGGGGCAGAUACGAACUCGAAGAAGGACGGUGGGGAGGAUUUGUGGCCGUUAGGAGUUCUGGUGAAGGGUGAAGGAAGUGAUUUCGCGUCAGCAGAGCAAGACUGGAGUUGUUUAUUCUCACCUGUGCAGGUAUAUAAUAUAUGAUUAAUCGUUUGGUAGCCGUUUCAAUAUAGAACAUGAUUACUUACAUUGUUGACACUUGUAUACCAGGGGCAAAAAAUGAGAGUUGGGAAGCGAGAGUUUGCAUGAGAGUUGAGAAGCGAGAGUUUGCAUGAGAGUUUUCUCAACUCUCUCAUUUAUAUGUGGUUCACAGGUAUAAACUAUUAUAAACUGGCCGUUGAGAAAGAUCGUGGCUCUAUUAUUAUAUCAAUGGAAACAAGACCGUAGACCGAAUUUGAUGAAAAUGUGAAAAUAAUUUUCAAACAUUUCUACAACUUAUAGACAUAGUACUUUGUCAAACUAAAAUUCAGCCCACCUGCUAAAAGUUUCUCAUAAAUUUAAACAAACAAUCAAUGCAAAACAACGCGAAAGUGUUUUGACACGUUGAUGUCAGUUAAAACUAAUGCUUGUCGUGCUUUUGAUCACGUAACCCCUAAUGCCCUAUGACAACGAGCGAACGGAAUGGAGGAAUGCUGAAGUGAAAUUAAAAGUUAUCUCCCCAUUUUACAGCCAUGACAAUUUGCUCUUUCGCUCAAAGCACUUUCAAAACUUUUUGGCGAGAAUGUUUAAACGAGUCCAACGUGUGGGGGGUGGGGGAAGGGGGGGGGGAGUGUGUUCCAAUGAUCACGCGUAAUCUGUCAACUGUUGGAUGAGAAUUUUAAGCAAAGUCAGAACCGACCCAAUAUUUUCCAAAAUCAGUCAAACAAUGUUCAAUGAUGUUGGAGCACCAUAUUGGCCUCGUUUCAACAAAACUUUAUCCUGUAUGGCACACACUAUGAAAAAAAAACACCUGGAUAAUAUAAAUUUUCCUGAGAUCUACAAACAACUAUAUAUAUAUAUAUAUUUGGUUAUACUCUUCGGUCGACCAGUGCAGUGGUCGAUAUAUACAGAAAAAUCAGUGUAACAUCCCCUACAAGUGGAUAUUGAUAUCGAGUUCCGCCUAUAUUUGCGAGUGUUGCUAUCUCGAAUUCAAGCAGUAUAUAUAUAUAUUCGCAUGUUAUACGGAUCUUCAAAAUAAAAAAACGAUACGGAAAAACUUGAAAGCCCGUUUACGCUUCCAAUUUUUGCUGCGAUUCCCUUCUUCUGAUGGAUGUGAACGAGUGGAUGAGACGAUGAGUUAUGCUCAGAUGAGGGUAUAUAUACUCGUAAUGCCCAGUCAUCCCCUAUACAUUGCUACAAGUGGAUAUUGUCUUAUCAGUUGAGAUCGAUUUCCGUUCAAAUGCGAGUGUUUUCCCGAAAUAUAUCCAGUAUCAUAUAUUAUCCAGUAUAUGAAAUCACAGUUAAUAGAAUACAUGGUUUGGAGACUCGAUGAAAGUACAAUAUAACUCAUUAACUAUGUUGGUUUCGGUUUAUGCAAGAAUUUGGGCCUAUCUCGUCAUGUGUGUAUUGUAUUUUUUCCCGCACAACCAAUAGCAAUGUUUAAAUUGAGCAUUUGUUCAAGUUACGGAUGGAUAACUCAACCACAAACUUGUUAUUGGUUAUUUGAGCGAAAAUACAAUACACACGUGACGAGAUAGGACCAAAUUCUUGCAUAAAGCUGGACAAUAACAUAUAGUUAAUGAGUUUAUUGUACUUUCAUCGAGUCUCCAAACCAUCUAUUAAAAUAACUGUGGUGAAAUCAGAUUAAAUGUAUAGUCGUGAUAACGUACUUAUAACUGAUCAUUUGUACCUAUCGAAAUUUUAGACCAAACAAGCUUUGUUAAAAAUGUUGCAUCCUCCUUUAAUACUAGAAUACAAAACUUCUUAUAAAGAUGACGACAGUGUGUUUUGGGCAAAGGCUCUUUAUAUACAGCUCAUGCUUGUUCACCUGGAACAACUUGCACGAGUUUUAUGAACUUCUUAUUCACUUCGUAUAUUUCCCCAGCUAUAUUUCUUUUUAUUAGAGAGUGAGAUACUGAAAAAUACACAGUGAGAUAUUUUCCAUAUCUUCACUAGAGAAGAUAUCGAUCACGUGACUUUUUCCAUUUUUUUUGAGCGCGAAAUUUCACAAUUUUUUGCUUGGGACUAUACAAUAAACAGAACAUUACACCGUGGCUUGAAGAUAUGACUUUUAUCCUCUCGCUGCGCUCGUUCGUAAAAUAUUGUUCAGUUUCACCACUCGAAGAUAAAAGUCGUAUCUUACAACUUGAGUUGUACUGUGUAAAUCAAGCACACGUGUAACUCACCCACAACAACGUAGGCAAGUUGUGUGAUUGAUUUACACAGUACAACUCAAGUUGUAAUUAAUAUAAUCAUUAAUUAUUUGGACAUACAUUUGUGACAGUUGUGUAAGGCUGGCACACGUAGACGUUUUUUAACGAAAGUUUGACUGACAACUGAUUGGUUGCUUUACUAUAUGAAGGUUGAUUGUAUAUGUGAAUAUAUUUCAGUGUCACAUCAAUUCUCCCGCUGGUGAACUACAACUCUCUCUAUCUUACGACCCAUGGCUAGGGAGUCUUAAAGUCGCAAUUAUCAAGGCUAAAGGUCUGACGUGUUCAAUAUGCGCCAGAAAGGCUCAUAACAGCGGUAUUAUAUGUGUUGGUAAGUCCAGGAUUUUUAUGAUGCAACUAAAUGAACUUGUUUAUACUGAACAGUCCUGUCAGUUCUAAACUGUUCUCUCUACAUGUCUCUUAUUGAUCCAGUGUUACUACAGGAGGAAACCUAAACUAACUUUAUUUAUACUGGAUAGCUCUAUCAGUUCUAAACUGUUCUUCCUAGAGGUCCAGUAAGGAUCAUCUCUUAUUGAUCCAGUGUUACUACAGGAGGAAACCUAAACUAAACUAACUUUAUUUAUACUGGAUUGCUCUAUCAGUUCUAAACUGUUCUUCCUAGAGGUCCAGUAAGGAUCAUCUCUUAUUGAUCCAGUGUUACUGCAGGAGGAAACCUAAACUAAGCUAACUUUAUUUUACCAAUCUUUCAGGUACGUUUAUAAAUAUAACGCUUUUCUGUAAGAACAAACGAGUUCAGUCAAAAAAGACGGAAAUGAAGACACGAAAAGCCGAAAUAUUUUUCUACGAGAAAUUUUCAUUUCUCGCGCAAAAAGACGAUAUUCGUGACUGUAGCCUACAUUGUCAGGCAGUUCAUAAGGUGGGCUCCUUCAUAAAACGUGAUCACGUGAUUGGUGAGGUUUUGAUUGGCGGAGACGACGGUUGCGAUGGCGACGGAUUACGUCAUUGGGAAGAGAUGCUUCGAAGACCGAAGAAAAAUGUUACGCAAUGGCAUUAUAUUCAACAGGGAUAAAUUAAGGUCGAUUAUCGUACCCCCCAUAGAUAUGGUACCCCCGGAUUAGGGUGUUUCUCUCCUCUUGAGCGGGGGGAGGCUCAGCCUAUAUGUGUUUUUGUAUGAAUAAUAAUUAUCUACUAACUUAAAAUUUGUUCGUCUUUAAUUGGUAGUUCACAAAUUGUAAAACUAGAUAAUUUAUCAUCAAAUAGAUGUCAUUAAUGUGAAUUGUAAAAAUAAAAUAUCUACCAUAGAAAAUCAGUGACGCAAAAUUAAAAUAUUGAAAACUAAAAUUUUUGUUUACUGAAAAAAACUUCCGCUGUUAUACCUUAUUAUUUAUUUAUUUAUACUGGAUAGUUCUUUCAGUUCUAAACUGUUCUUCCUAGAGGUCCAGUAAGGAUCAUCUCUUAUUGAUCCAGUGUUACUAUAGGAAGAAAAUAAACUAAACUAUUUUUUACUAGAUAGCUCUAUCAGUUCUAAACUGUUCUUCCUAGAGGUCCAGUAAGGAUCAUCUGUAGUAAGUAAUCAUUUCAAAACAGAUCGCUUUAUUUCCUUGAUUUCGUCCUUACAAAUCAUCUGAUUACAGAGGUUCUCGUAAUAAUUCCGUAAUAAUAAGUUUUGACCAUCUUAAAUUUGGGACGCAUCUUCCUGAACGCUUCUCAGCUUAGAAAAUAUCUUGGAAGGCCGAUAAUCUAGAACAAAAAA
Molecule: messenger RNA, 4845 nt
Organism: Paramuricea clavata
Lineage: Eukaryota; Metazoa; Cnidaria; Anthozoa; Malacalcyonacea; Plexauridae
Source: the annotation of a GenBank genome assembly